This is a messenger RNA of Manihot esculenta (cassava), 2526 nucleotides long. RefSeq names its product probable glycosyltransferase At3g07620. Gene Ontology annotation, molecular function: glycosyltransferase activity. Lineage: Eukaryota; Viridiplantae; Streptophyta; Magnoliopsida; Malpighiales; Euphorbiaceae. The coding region runs from base 205 to 2064 and encodes 619 amino acids. The transcript is spliced from 5 exons. The record is from RefSeq and is a predicted model, not a curated record.
CGUUGAGACGUGCGCAUAGUGAAAAUAGCGUCAAGAUUGUUUUUCCACUCACAGAUCACAGACGCUUUUAGUUUACUAACAUGAGUUGAGGUUCGCAAACAGAAUCUGGUUUUUGUUCCUCUUCUCAGCUUCCUCUUAAUUUUCAUGGUUGAAAGAACUCAUUUUGGUGUCUCUUGGUUGGGAGCACGGGCUCUUUCAUGGUAAAUGGAUCAGGGGUUUCGAUUUCUAUGUCAGGCAGAAGCCAGAAGAUUACUUUUUCUAAUGGGAGCAACCAUAGCUCUACUUAUAGCAAUUCAAUACUUUGAAUUUCCAUCAAUCAGAGUUUUAUCCUUCUUUUCCAUUGACAACAAUAUCAGCUUUUUGCCAAGAGAAUCAUCAUCAUCCAAUUUUGAAAUGUCAGAUAAUAUGAUCCCUUCUAAUGGUUUAAAUUCAACUAUUGCUAGUGCACCUCAUGAGAGAACAAACAGCAGUGAGGCCUCAUUUUCCAAGAAACAGGCUGCUGAAGGGAAUAAAUCCAAGGAAAUGGAAGGCAGUGCAAAGAGUAAUUAUGCAUUAGAGAGCAAUGGAGGUUCAGUUAACACUUCUGGAUUUGUUUCAAAUGCAACUACAUCAGAAGAUCAUGUUGCACAAAACAAAACUUCCAUAUUAGAGAAAGGUGAAAAUUCAGUCAAUGGCUCUGAAGUGGAGAAGGCCAUGGCACCUGAGAUUUCCUUCACAAAUGUCACUGAAGAUGUUGCAUCAGUAUCAGAAAGAAGUAGAAGCUCAGAUUCAGCAGCCAUAGUUAACAAAGAAGAAAAUGCUGGACCAUUACCAAGUAAUCUUUCAAAGAAGAAAUUCUGGAAAGCACCAUCCAGAGUCGUUUCAAUAUCUCAGAUGAAUGAAUUGUUGCAGCAGAGUCGUGCUUUAUCCAAUUCAGUGAGACCACUGUGGCCUUUGGAGGUUGAUCAACGAAUGGUAUUUGCAAGAUCACAGAUUGAGAAUGCACCUGGGAUAGAGAAUGAUACUGUACUUUAUGCACCUAUUUAUCGGAAUGCUUCAAUGUUUAAAAGGAGCUAUGAACUGAUGGAGCGCAUGCUUAAAGUUUACAUCUAUAAGGAUGGACCAAAACCUAUCUUCCAUCAGCCAAUCCUUGAAGGAAUAUAUGCAUCUGAAGGAUGGUUUAUGAAGCUUAUGGAAGCUAACGAAAAUUUUGUCACAAAAGACCCUAGAGAAGCUCAUCUAUUUUACAUUCCUUUUAGUUCACGGCUUCUACAAUUAACACUCUACGUACGCAAAUCACAUAAUCGUACAAAUCUUAUUGAGUAUAUGAAAAAUUAUGUGGACAUGGUAGCAGCAAACCAUACAUUCUGGAAUAGAACUGGUGGAGCAGAUCAUUUUGUUGCUGCAUGUCAUGACUGGGCACCAGCUGAAACUAGGGGACUAAUGUUAAAUUGCAUCAGAGCUCUUUGCAAUGCUGAUAUUGAUGUAGGCUUCAGCAUAGGCAAGGAUGUAUCCCUUCCGGAAACAUAUGUGAAAUCAUCUCAGAACCCUAUAAAAAAUUUGGAAGGCAACCCUCCCUCCCAAAGACCUUUCCUUGCUUUCUUUGCAGGUAAUUUACAUGGGUAUGUGAGGCCAAUUCUAUUGGAGUACUGGGAAAACAAAGAUCCUAAUAUGAAAAUAUUCGGUCCAUUGCCUCAUGUGAAGGGCAACGCGAUCUACAUCCAGUACAUGAAGAGCAGCAAGUACUGCAUUUGCCCAAGGGGUCAUGAAGUCAACAGCCCGCGAAUAGUGGAGUCUAUAUUCUACGAAUGUGUUCCAGUUAUAAUAUCCGACAACUAUAUACCACCUCUUUUCGAAGUCCUGGACUGGGAAUCCUUUGCUGUUUUUGUGCCGGAGAAGGAUAUCCCAGAUCUGAAGAAUAUACUACUUUCGAUCCCAGAGAAAAGGUAUGUGGAGAUGCAUAAGAGAGUGACAAAGGUACAACAGCAUUUUCUUUGGCAUUCUGAACCUGUGAAGUAUGAUUUAUUUCAUAUGAUUCUUCACUCAGUUUGGUACAAUAGAGUUUUUCAAAUGAGACCUGCUUGAUACUAAUUGGUAAUUUUAUGAUAAACAAAGGCCUUGGCUGCAGGAAAACAAUUUUGAUAAUUUUGUAAGUGAUUAGUUUAUAUGCAGCAUGAUGGAUUUUGUCCAUGCGAGAACUUCCCCUCGGCCCUUGCUGCCGCAAAGUGUAAACACACAAGGUUAUAAUUUUUAUGUAGACUCCAUUAGCAAAGGGGCGACAAUUCUUGUUUAGAUCGAGUUGUAUGAUGAUUUCUAUGUAAACCCACUACAUUACCAAAUUUAGAUAAGUUUUUUUCUUGUGUUUCAAGACCCCCUAAUAUGUGUAGAUCAGUUACUGGCCAGUGAGGGUUCAGCCUUGUGCUAAAGUUGAUGAGCUGAGAAUGUAGAGGUUUGAAGUUCUAAUUCCAUUGUAGUUGAGGUUCUGUAUUUGUUUGUCUAAUCUCAAUCGUUUGGAUUAAUUGCUAUAACAUGGUUUAAUUAUCUCUU